GCUGUUCGUGCAAAUUUGUGCAACAACCAGAGCAGACCCCAUGAUGAUCUUUGCGAGACGAACGGGUCGCGAGGAGGGUUGCCGGCCUUUAUUUACGAAACUCGUGGGCAUGAACAAACAUGCUUAGGCAGUGGUGGGAAUUCAGGCCAAGGCCGUGAUUAUGGGAUGAUCAGGUCAUCGUCGCGUCAGGAUUUUCCACAGUUGCCGCCCGUGUGGUCCCCGAAGACACCAGCAUCCUGCCAUACCUCUUUUGGGGUCCUGAUCGUUGGCUUUCCGCGGCAGGCCGUGAACGCUUGGACAGUGCUCGGGCUCGAACCACUCGGCGGCAACGGCUUACCCGUCGUGAACGAAAGACGUCGGUUUGUCAGUGUAGUGAAACAAGACUCGCGCAGACAUACAUCCCCGAGCUGA
Molecule: messenger RNA, 411 nt
Organism: Colletotrichum costaricense
Lineage: Eukaryota; Fungi; Ascomycota; Sordariomycetes; Glomerellales; Glomerellaceae
Exons: 1
Source: RefSeq, a predicted model, not a curated record